This is a messenger RNA of Passer montanus (Eurasian tree sparrow), 1036 nucleotides long. Its product is annotated as collagen alpha-1(III) chain-like. Bases 644 to 1036 code for a protein of 130 amino acids. The transcript has 5 exons. NCBI's taxonomy places the organism in Eukaryota, Metazoa, Chordata, Aves, Passeriformes, Passeridae. The record is from RefSeq and is a predicted model, not a curated record.
UACACAUCACUCCAGGCCGCUCCUGCAGGGCUGAGGGAGCUGUUCAGAGCUGUCCAUGCACUGCCAGGGCCCCGUCCUUUACAGCCUAGUCCCUGAAGGCAGGGAAAGGAGGGGUCGGUGCCAUGGGGAGCCCCAGCACCGGGCAGGGCUGGGAACAGGCGGGUACGGGCACCUCGCUGUGGAUCUGCGGUAAAACCGGGCAGCUCCGCCGCGCCCCGCCGCCAUUGCCGGCACCGCCGCUCUGGGCGGGCCCCGCCGCCGCCGCCCUUAUAUAGGGCAGGAGUCUGUGGGCGUGGCCUCAUCCCACACGUGGCUCCGCCCUUCACCUCCCAUUGGUCUGUCCCUGCGGACGGCGCGUGCGCAGUGCGUCUCGGAGCGCGCGGGGGCAAUGUGGCCCCGCCCCUCACCUCCCAUUGGUCCGGGCACGCGGGCGUGGUCUCAUUUCGCAUGUAGCCCCGCCCCUCAUCUCCCAUUGGUCCGUCUCCGCGCGCGGCGCGUGCGCACCGGGUGUUGAGGGCGGGGCCGGCGCGAGCGGGAAAACGGGCCCGGGAAAAAACCGGAAGCGGAACCGGGAGAAACCGGAAUCGGGAGAAAGCGGAACCGGGAGAAAGCGGAAGCGGGAGCGGGGCCCGGCAGCCCCGGGAUGCGGCGGCGGCGCGGCGGCGGCGCGGCCCCGGCCGAGGCCUGCGGGGUGUGGCUGGACACGGCGGAGCUGAAGCGGGGCCCGGCGCGGCCGCUCGGAGCGCCCGGCCCGGCCCCGGGGAGGCGGCACCCACAGACACACGGACAGACACACGGACAGAGAACCAUCCUCAGCUUCCUCAGCCCCCGGCCAGGCCAAAGGGACAAAGAGAACCGCAGCCCCCCGAGGAUCCCGGCCCUGCCGGGGCCCGAGGGAGCCCGGGAGGAGCCCCCGGGGCUGCGGGGCACAGCGCAGGCCUGGCCAGCACCCCGGGGUGCCCCGCAGCUGCAGGAGGAGCCGCGGGGGCCGGGCAGAGCCUGCCCUGGCGCUGGGGAGGGCUCCUGUGGGGAGUGA